Alternaria rosae is the source of this 1607-nucleotide messenger RNA. RefSeq lists its product as uncharacterized. Bases 278 to 1450 code for a protein of 390 amino acids. The record is from RefSeq and is a predicted model, not a curated record. Lineage: Eukaryota; Fungi; Ascomycota; Dothideomycetes; Pleosporales; Pleosporaceae. The transcript has a single exon.
GGAUGUCUUGGCUAUGAUCAUGCAAAAAGCGUUGUCUGCACUGCCACCUCGGUGCUUUCACCAUAGCAGAGUGACCAGAGUGUCUCGCUAAAUUGGAGCUCUUUCUAUAGGAAGGUUUCCAUUGUCAAAGCACUUGGUGGGUGCUAGACGCACGUUCGCGCACUUUCCCUUCCGUUCUCAGAGGAGAUUAAUACGUUUGUUCUAGCGUCCCUGGCAUUUUGUCUUUCAUUCUUCUUCCAAUCGUACGCGAUAUCGAUAUCCGACUAACAACGUCAUCAUGAAUGAAGCCUCGAUAAUACUUGCUCGCCUCUGCUGCAUGUGCCACCGUAAAGCUACACGCACGUGCACGACAUGGAAAUGCAGCUUCUAUUGCUCGACAGAAUGCCUGCAGGACGACAAAUCCGUUCAUAAGCUGCUCUGCAGGGCCCAUCGAAACCACAAGACACAAAUUCUUCCUGAACCUGCAUUAUUCAAGGCCAUAUUCUUCAAGGCCAGAAAGACCGCGCCCGAAUGGGUAUGGGUAAGGAUGACGUCUCAGCCCGGCGACGAGGGCUUUGUUCUUCAAUACUACAUGAUGCUGGAUGAUCAGACCAAGGGACUUGUCAGCUAUGGAGACUCAAUCUACAAUUGCGUCUUGAAACGCUCUCACGACGCCAUUCACAUGCUCGGCUGUCUUGAAACCUGCCCAACUUUACCCGAUCAACUAUGGUUGAAUGGCGCCCCAAACUUAAGCAUGGGAAAUAUUGCGCACGAGCUACUAGAAUGUUGCAAAGGCAAUAUACUCUUCGUUGGCCAUCGCGCACAUCUGGACGUGACAAGUUUCCGGCAUAUCGUCGACAUGAUGUACAUGGAGUACGACAAAUCACUCCGCCAACUUGGAGACCAAAAGAAAGGCCACAUCCCUGGUAUCCGCAUCAACUGCAUUGGUGAUCGAUUGGUCAGUGAUCGUCCGACACUCGAGGCUUGCAAAGUCACCGGCAGCUUCUACGAAAAGGACGAGAACCUCCUCAUGUGGAUUGUCUCCAAACUCGGUAUCGAUCUCCUCGCUCGCGCUAUACCCCCGGCACUGCCCUGGAGAAAUCGUAGCGGCGGUUGUAACUGCUUGCACCAUGCUUGGAACUUCGGCUUCGCACAACUCAACCCUUCUGAGUGGUCAGCCAGCCUGGGUAGUGUUUACGUCGCGAGAAAAGACAAGAAGCCAUUGCUUGUCGCUCACAUCGCGGCUCUGAUGGCAUAUUUAUGCAUCAUUGGUAGUGCACAAGUUCGAGAAAUCCUGGAUAGCGAGGAGUCAUGGACACUGGUGUCCAAGUUUGAUGUUGCUUUUGAGAUGCACGGGGACCUGUUACUCCAAAGAGCUUCCAAAGAGGAUUUCGAGCGGUACUGGGCGAAAUGGAUGGACAAGGAAGGACGACAGAAGUAUGGAGAUGUCUCCUCACCCUAUGAGGUCUAGCGCGCGGUUGCGUUCAUCACGUCAGGAAGCUUUCACCACGCGUUUAGAAACAACACUAGUGAAUUCGAGAAGAAUGACAUGUGUCGUUGCACGGUGCGAGGGAAUCCGGCGUCCAGGUCCGUCGGCCUGGUACGAAUAGUGUUCCGGUAAAUGUGGC